Molecule: messenger RNA, 6246 nt
Organism: Pogoniulus pusillus (Red-fronted tinkerbird)
Lineage: Eukaryota; Metazoa; Chordata; Aves; Piciformes; Lybiidae
Gene: TBC1D5
Product: TBC1 domain family member 5
Exons: 24
Coding region: 296-2779 (827 amino acids)
Biological process (GO): activation of GTPase activity
Molecular function (GO): GTPase activator activity
Source: RefSeq, a predicted model, not a curated record
GGAGAGAGAGAGAGAAAGAGAGAGAGGCUGAGCCAGAUCUUCAUGCCACUGCAGGCAGCAGCAGCAGCAGCAAAACUUCUGAAGGUUUGUGGAAGACUGUGAGAGAACCACCAAGAAGGCUACUGCAGUAUUGUCAUUUUCAGGAGCCUGGUACCAGGACUGCUACUCCAAGUUCCUCAUUGUUGCUUGACUGUCGAAUGUGCAGAGAGUACCAUUCAAAGCACAACUGUCUCCUUUGUGUUUGAGGACCUGCCUCUAUAUAAAUACCCUUCUGCUGGAAUUUACUGCUGCCAAUAUGUAUCAUUCUGUGUCUGAAACCAGUCACCCUCUGCAAACAGAGGAACAAGAAAUAGGCAUCGAUCCCUUGCACAGUUAUCUGAACAAGCCAGGGGAAGGAAGAUCAAAUGGCAAUGGAAGUGCACACCUCACCUCAGGUUCUGAUGGAACAUUUCUUUCUUACAGUAAAGAAUGGGAAGAACUAUUUGUAAACAACAAUUACUUGGCAACAAUACGGCUGAAGGGGAUUAAUGGGCAGCUGAGAAGCAGCAGGUUCCGUAGUGUUUGCUGGAAGUUGUUUCUGGAGGUUCUACCCCAAGACAGAAGUCAAUGGAUUAAAACAACUUCAGACUUAAGAACUUCUUACAAUAAGAUCAAAGAAAUCCACAUUACAAACCCUCGGAAAGCUGGACAGCAAGAUUUGAUCAUCAACAACCCACUGUCUCAGGAUGAGGGGAGUCUUUGGAAUAAGUUUUUCCAAGAUAAAGAACUUCGAGCAAUGAUUGAACAAGAUGUGACAAGAACCUUUCCUGAAAUGCAGUAUUUCCAGCAAGAGAAUGUGAGGAAAAUUCUUACAGAUGUUCUAUUCUGCUACGCCAGAGAAAAUGAGCAGCUGCUUUACAAACAGGGUAUGCAUGAACUUUUGGCUCCCAUUGUGUUUAUCCUGCAUUGUGACCACCAAGCUUUUUCACACGCCAGUGAAGCUGCACAACCAAGUGAUGAAAUGAAAGUUCUUCUGAAUCCUGACUAUCUGGAACAUGAUGCCUAUGCAAUGUUCACACAUCUUAUGAAAACUGCAGAACAUUGGUUUUCAACUUUUGAACAUGACAGUCAGAAGGAGAAAGAUGUGAUGAUUACACCUACACCAUUUGCAAGGCCACAGGACUUAGGCCCAUCUAUUGCUAUUGUAGCAAAGGUAAACCAAAUUCAGGAUCAUCUGCUGAAGAAACAUGAUAUUGAGCUGUACAUGCAUCUGAACCGACUGGAAAUUGCUCCACAGAUUUAUGGGCUGCGAUGGAUAAGGCUCCUGUUUGGACGUGAAUUCCCACUUCAGGACCUCCUGGUUGUCUGGGAUGCUCUAUUUGCUGACAGUAUCACCCUCAGCUUGGUUGACUACAUUUUUGUAGCCAUGUUGUUAUAUAUUAGAGAUGCCUUGAUUUCAAGUAAUUAUCAGACCUGUUUGGGACUUCUAAUGCAUUAUCCACCUAUUGGAGAUGUUCACUCCCUCAUCCUAAGAGCACUUUUCCUCCGAGAUCCAAAGAGAAAUCCAAGACCAGUGACUCACCAAUUCCACCAAAAUUUAGACUACUACAAAGCACGAGGAGCAGACUUGAUGAACAAAACCCGUGCCAGUGCUAAGACUGCCCCACUGAACAUCAACAAAGUCUCCAACAGCUUGCUGAAUUUCGGCCGAAAGCUGAUUGCCCCAGCUAUGGCUUCAGGUGGGGCUGUGGCUGCUCCUGCCGGCGGGAGCAGCUUAACACCCCCUGCAGUGCCCAGCAGAAGCACAGUGGAAGUCUCCCAGCACCACCAGCACCAUCACCACCAGCACCAGGCACAACAGCAGAGGAUGAUGAAGUCUGAAAGCAUGCCAGUUCAGCUGGGCAAAGGCGAGGCAGGCACGGGCAGCGAUGCUGGGCAGCAGCAGCAGCAGCAGCAGCAGCAGCAGCAUCCCCCUGCCCUCCCAGGCCAGAGUUCCAAACACAUCAGUUCAUCACCGAGCAUCGAGAGCUUGUCUGGAGGGCGUGAAUUUACAGGGUCUCCACCCCUGUCUGCAUCAAAGAAGGAUUCCUUCUUCAGUACAAUCUCACGCUCCCGGUCCCAGAGCAAAACCAUGAGCAGGAAGGAAUCGGAGGAGGAGUUGGAGGCCCAGAUUUCAUUUCUACAGGGACAACUAAACGACCUGGAAGCCAUGUGCAAGUACUGUGCAAAGAUGAUGAACACACACCUUGGAAAUAUUCAGGAAGUCAUAUUACAAGAACGUUUGGAGAAAGAAGAUGAAAUUCUAGUUUCUUUGGCUGGUUUGAAGCAGAUCAAGGAUAUCCUGAAAGGUUCAUUGCGUUUCAACCAGAGCCAGCUGGAAGCUGAAGAAAACGAGCAGAUCACUAUAGCUGAUGAUCAUUACUGUUCCAGCAGUCAGAACAAGGGGACAGGGGAUGUCCUAAAGGGACCUGCUGUGACAAAGCAACAGUUUGUCUCAGAACGGCAGGUUACAACUGAUUCAAGCACUAGUGAGAGCAAGAGUGCUGAUGACUACAUUAUGGUUUCUAAAGAAGAGGAAGGAAGGAGAAGCAGUGUCCCUGAGCCAGUGCAGUUGCUUCAGGUACACAAGGAGGCAGCGGUGAAGCCAGAAGCUGCAUCUCGUUCUUCUUUGGUGUUCUCUGACCCACUGAUGGGCUCCAUUUCAGCCUCCUCCAGCAACCUGAGCUCCAGCCCGGAUGAUGACAGUAGCAACAACAGCAAGGAUUCUGACUUUGCUAUUGUCAGCCCUCUGGACAUCUAAAGAAGCAGGUUGGGAGUGUUUGGGAUGUCAAUCAUUACAGCUCUGCUCAAGUUCCUAUGAUUCCAUGGGCUGGAUAGUUCUUUGGAUUAGUGACAGAAAAUAGAUAAAGGUAACUCAUUUCAUCUGCCAAAAGCCUAAAUUGGGGGGGGGGGGGAAGAAAGGCAAUUUGCAAGUUUUCUAGAAGAAUAGACACCUUUUGAUAACUGCCUUAAAUAAAGAUCCAGCUCUAGUAUACAGUUACCAGUUUAUUUAGGAGCUUUGUUAUCAUAGAACUGUUGCUUUACCAAAACAUAGCAUAGUAUGUGCCAGGUACUAUAAUGGGUUAGGAACUAUGGAGGUAGUUGGCAUCAGACCUGAAGCAGCAAAGACAAGCUAGCUUCAGCAUCAUCUUUCUACAGAAUAUGCCUGACUGGGUUUUCUAAGGAGGAAAGGGUACUGCUUCUUCAGAGACUGCUAAGAGAAGUAUGUAUGUCAGAAAGGUUAAAAGUAUCCUGGUGGCAGUGAGCUUGUUCUCAGCUGAGGAAUCCCAGUUUCUUCAUUUUCAUCAGGCAGUAGCCUGAGGUGCAUUCAAGGCAGAGAUUUGUGCACUUGUUCUUCAGUGCUGUCUUACAGGAGAAUGUGCAACAAAUUCCUUGAGGACAGGGACCUAUAUGACAGAGCCUUAUUUCCUUUUGCCUACUUUUUGUCCCCUUGAGAAUUCCCAGUUCACCUUUUUUACCUCUUUACUUCUGUCUACUUUUGCUCUCCCUGGCAUGAAUUCUCUUUUUAUUUUACUGAGACUACCAUGGUUAAAACAGUAGAUGCAAGGGAAAUUAGAGGAUUCCAUAGUCUAGACCUGAGCCAACUGAACUAAAGCUGGCUUGGAUAUGCUAACUUACCAGGGAAGGCUGCAAAGCAAAAUGAAAUGUUCAUUAUGAAAAGCACUUUAUGUCUCAUUGCUAUUAUCUUCUUUAGCCUCUGUUUACAUAUAUUCCUGUAUGAUUUCCACAUUUCUAGUCAAGAAAAACUUACUGGUGCAGCAGCAUUAACCAACAGAAAGCUUCUAAUCAACUCCAGAGCUUGUUCCAUGGGAAGGUGUAUUUCUUUCCCUGCAAUUACACAUCUAAUAGCAGAUUUGUUUUUCCCAAGGAGACAAGGAGCAGAUUUUUAUGCUCUCUGACCCCUGUAAACUUGUAGUUGAAUUCACAAAAACAAACCCAUGGUGAGUGGACACUUCAUGCAGAACCUACACAGAAUGAAUGCUAGAAAGUCACUGUGAGAGCAGCAAAAAGAACUGCAUUGGUUCCUUUUAAGCUGGGACAACUUCCUGACUGCAUGGCAAGGCUUGCCUCGGUUUGGAGCUGAGAAAUGGGAGCUGUUUGCUGCUUACUCUGUGAUUGUAAAUGUAUUCUGUGUUCCAAAGUUAAGGUGGCAUGUGUUUUGCUGGGUUUAGAUUUUACAAGGUCUGUGUCUGAACCAGAGAUAACUGUCAGGUAAUUCCAUGAUAGCUGCCAUAUUCUUACACGUUCAGAAGCCACCGUGGUGUCCUUCUGAGGUUAUUUGUGCCUUUGCAGAGUAAAAAGAUGCUAGAAUGUUAUGAGCAGGCAUAGCAUCAUGCCUCUCUGUGCCAGAGUGGUGUGACCAGUCAGAUGACUGGUUAGAUGAAAAGAUCUUCAAUGCAUACCAUUUUGGAGAGGUGUUUGUUUUGGUUUGAUUUUGGAAUUCAGCAUGCAUGCCUGACUUAAGAUUUGUUUUCUUUCCCUGGGCUUGCAUGAAUGCCAGGGGAUUAGGUGGAUGUUGAUUUAUUUAAGUCUUUGGAGCUUUAUUCUAGCCUUAACCCAUUCAACAAGGCUUGUGCCACACCACCAACAACGGAGAAUCUGUUCAAGAAGUACCUUUGGGAAGAGGAAAGAAGUAUCCUGGGGACAAAGAGGAAAGUUUUCUAUUCUGUGAUGCAUAAACCUUCAAAGAGAUUCCAGGACUUUGGCAGGGGGAAAUAUUUUUCCUUCUUUUCCUUUUAAUUUUUUUUUUAGAGCCUUUUGUCUUUUGAUUUCUGUUCUGGUUGUUUGUUUCAGGGAUCACACUGAACGAUCUCGUUGCCAAUGCAAGGGCGUGAUUUGUACAGUUCUUUUUCUUUGUGUAGGUUACCAAUGUCUUUUCUGUUGGAUAUUUUCAAACCACUGGAAGUAUACAGAAACCUGGGGAGUUUCUAACAAGUUUUCACUUCUAAUCAGUGAGUAGUGGUGAGCUGAAUACCUGUCACGCUGUGGGCUAUGAGAGAAAGCAGAAAAAAAAUGAUUGUACAAAUAAGAUCAGAGGAAAUUCCAACACUUUGGUUGUACCCUGUCCUUCCAUAUCUCAAUUAUGUAGUCUCUGAUAAUUGAUCCUAGUGCAGAGAGAGUUAGAAUGUUGUAUAUUUGUUAUGUUAGAAACUUGUAAGUUAGGAAAGAUGCCAUCACCCUAUCUGCUGGUAUGUUCAGAUUAUACUGAGAAGGAAAUUGCCAUUUAAAUAGAAGAUGAUUCUUUUUCUCUGAAGAUGACCUGCUCGUAAUGUUCAUGGAUAACAGUAAUCAGAGAGAAAAACUGUGUGCAUUGCAACUAAUAUGGGCUGAAGAGAAGCAUCUGAGACUGUUGCACUGCAUCCCGCGUCUGUACUUUAUGACGAGCCGAAGUCUCUUGCAUGUCGUGUCAGUUGUAAGUGCUGCCACCAGGCAGCCUCACCUUUUGGAUGGGUAUCCAUUUAGUUGUGGAACUUUGUAUCUUUACUCUGGAAGAACAUCUAGCCAGCUUUAUUAAAGCCAGAAUUAACAAGUUUUCUAGGCUGUGCUUGUGCUGUUUUCUCAAGCAGGAGGGAAGGCUUUUUGACUGCAGCAGUGGAAGUGCAGUUUCUCAACAAGCAUGAUUUCAAGUGUUUCAACUGUCUCAGUAGCUAUAUAAGCACAACAUUGAUGAAUAUUUUGGUCAGAUUUUAUGUGUAUGAGCCAGGGAAUAAAGCUGCCUGUCAUUUGUCUCACCCAAACACCAUGGAACACUUCCAGUUUUACCAUAUUUGUCUAUCUGAGAGCACCAAAAGAGAAUUUAACGUGCUAUGACUUUAUGAUUUCAUGAAACUUAGUAUAGUUGUGUCUCAGUCACAGUGCCAGCAUCUGCAGUGUCCUUUUUUGAAUCUCAAUACUUCACAUUCUUAAACAUCUUCUGCUAUUAUCCAAUGUGUUCUCCUCAUUAGCUGGCUUUGGGACAGCUCUUUAGAAGAUUAAAUUUCCAGUCUAGGGUGUACUUGUGCCUGGCAGUUGCAGUGUCACCUGUUCAAAUACAGACGCAGCAGCUCUAAACGCGAACAGGUUGCCAGGUGCUGGGUAUCCACCCUUAAAUAAUAGUUCUGAUUUUGUGCUGCACGUGUUGGUCUCUGGUGAAUGUCUGUGAUGGUUUAUUAGACUCCAAAAGGUGCAAUUUUGUAAAAUAAACUUCAUUUGGCUAUGGAAUAGUAA